Camellia sinensis is the source of this 683-nucleotide messenger RNA. The record is from RefSeq and is a predicted model, not a curated record. NCBI's taxonomy places the organism in Eukaryota, Viridiplantae, Streptophyta, Magnoliopsida, Ericales, Theaceae.
UUCCCCUUCAGUACCAGUCGAAGAAUUCGAAGACGCAAACAAACACACAUAUCUGAGAGAGAAGAAAUUGCAGACGUAACGCAAUUCAUCUGUUUGUUUCUCUCAAUUUGUUAGAUUAGAAUCGUUUUCGUCGUUGUUAAUGUCAAAAAACAACAACAUGGAAAUUGGUAGAAUCAAUGAUGAUCGUCGUGAGGCGGCAGAGGAGGAGGAUGUGGAUGAAGAAAAGAUGGACAAGUUCUUUGCUCUGAUUAGAAACUUUCGGGACGCUCGAGAUCGUCGGAGGAAUGAAUUGAAACAAUUGCAGAUCCGAAACAACAACAACAACAACAACAAUAACGAGAAUCUUAAGAAGAGGAAAGCAGAUCAAGAUCAUCAUCGUCGUCAGGAGCAAUCCAGGAGUUGGGUACCCUCAUUUGAAUGGGAAGAUUUCAAUGAUCAUCGAAAAACUCUGAUCUUUUCAAAUCCUAAUCCUAAUCCUAUCAACAGCAAUCAUCAACAACAACAACAACAGCGCAAGAAUGAAGAUCAACAAUGUGAUGAAACUGGCUUGGAUCUUAAACUCACCCUCUAGAUUCUUGUUAAAGAAAACAGAGUAUUGUUUGUUUCAUCUCUCUUUUAAUUUCUGUAAUUAAUUAUUUGAUUUCUUUUUAUUCAAUUUAUGAAAACCCCCCAGAAUGCUCUAA